This is a messenger RNA of Sphaeramia orbicularis (orbiculate cardinalfish), 537 nucleotides long. RefSeq names its product ATG12 autophagy related 12 homolog (S. cerevisiae) (gene atg12). The record is from RefSeq and is a predicted model, not a curated record. Lineage: Eukaryota; Metazoa; Chordata; Actinopteri; Kurtiformes; Apogonidae. Gene Ontology annotation, biological process: autophagosome assembly; glycophagy; piecemeal microautophagy of the nucleus. Gene Ontology annotation, cellular component: cytoplasm; Atg12-Atg5-Atg16 complex; phagophore assembly site membrane. The coding region runs from base 47 to 400 and encodes 117 amino acids. The transcript has 4 exons. Gene Ontology annotation, molecular function: Atg8-family ligase activity.
UCUGGUGGGCAGAUCCCAUGAACUAAAGCGAAGGGGUUGUUUGAAGAUGUCUGACAAUGCAGAGUCCCCAACAGAAACUCAGAAAGAGGAGUCACAGGCACCGCCAGACGACUCAACGUCAAACGAGGAAAAGAAAAAAAUUGAUGUGUUUUUGAAGGCAGUGGGAGACACUCCUAUAAUGAAAACAAAGAAAUGGGCAGUGGACAGAGGGAGAACGGUACAGUCCCUUUCUCAGUUCAUCACCCGCUUCCUCAAGUUUGACGCCAAUGAACAGCUGUUCAUCUACGUUAACCAGUCUUUUGCUCCUUCACCGGAUCAAGAAGUAGGGGUCCUUUUUGAUUGUUUUGGCAGUGAUGGCAAGCUGAUUCUACAUUACUGUAAAUCUCAAGCCUGGGGUUAACAUCAUUCUAUGACUCCAUUUAGGACCUCUCCUUUCUUAAGUUUAUCUUUAAAAAAUGUACACAGUGAUGUUUUGCUUAUUUGCUAUUUUCUUUUACUUAUGUACAUAAAAAUUGUAAAUAAAUUAUUGUGCCUGUA